Messenger RNA from Rosa chinensis, 1712 nucleotides. RefSeq names its product pectate lyase. The transcript is spliced from 4 exons. Gene Ontology annotation, molecular function: pectate lyase activity. NCBI's taxonomy places the organism in Eukaryota, Viridiplantae, Streptophyta, Magnoliopsida, Rosales, Rosaceae. Bases 103 to 1440 code for a protein of 445 amino acids. The record is from RefSeq and is a predicted model, not a curated record.
AUCACUGGCUUGUUGGUUCAAUCUAUUGGUCUGGGUAGGCUAGAUCUUACCUUGCUUCCAAUAACGCCCUCGGCCUUCCAUCUGAAGCCCCAAAAAGAAGAAAUGUCACAGACAAUGGCACUGAAUAGACUCGGUUCAAUCUUUCUCGUCUUCUUUUUGUUGUCCUGUGUUGCUGUAAUUGUCAAUGCCGAAAAUGAUACUGCGGAAGAUGAGUACUGGAAAGAACGAGCCGCUGUUGCUAUGAAAAUUGCCGAGGAAUCUGUUCAUCCAAAUCCCCAGGAAGUUACCGAGGAGAUCAAUGCUGACGUACACGAGCUUAUCAUGGGGCAAAAUAGCACGAAAAGGAAAUUGAGAGGUUCCAAGGGAUAUGACGGUCCCUGCGAGGCCACCAACCCAAUCGACGCAUGCUGGCGGUGUGACCCUGAUUGGGCCGACAAUCGGGAGAAGAUCGUCGAUUGCGUCAAGGGUUUCGGCAAAAAGACUACCGGCGGCAAGGGUGGGCCCAUCUACAUUGUCACUGAUGACUCAGAUGACGACAUUGUGAACCCUAAACCAGGAACCCUCCGCGACGCAGUGAUCCAGAAAGGUCCUCUAUGGAUCAUCUUUGAGCAUAGCAUGGUGAUUCGUCUGCAACAAGAGCUGAUGGUAACAAGUGACAAAACCAUCGAUGGUAGAGGAGCCAAUGUUGUGAUUGCCUUUGGUGGUGGUAUCACUCUUCAGUAUGUGAAAAAUAUCAUCAUCACGAACAUUCACGUUAAGGACAUUGAGUCCAAAGCCGGUGGUAUGAUCAGAGACUGCGUGAAUCAUUUUGGUUUUAGGACCAGGAGCGAUGGCGAUGGCAUCUCCCUCUUCGGCGCUUCCAACGUCUGGAUCGACCAUGUUUCCAUGGCGAGGUGCGACGACGGACUCAUUGACGCUAUCAUGAGUUCCACUGCUAUCACCAUCUCCAACUCCCACUUCACUGACCACAACGAGGCAAUGUUGUUCGGGGCAAGUAAUAGCUACUCUCAAGACAAGAUCAUGCAAGUAACGGUCGCGUUCAACCACUUUGGGCAGGGGUUGAUUCAGAGAAUGCCAAGAUGCCGAUUUGGAUUCUUCCACGUGGUGAACAAUGACUACACCCAUUGGAUAAUGUAUGCUAUUGGUGGUAACAUGAACCCUACCAUCAUCAGCCAGGGUAACAGGUACAUUGCCCCUGAAAGCCAUGUCGCAAAAGAGGUGACCAAGAGGGAGUACACAGACGAGUCGGAAUGGAAGCACUGGAAUUGGAGAUCCGAGGGAGACUUGAUGGUGAAUGGAGCAUAUUUCGUUGAAUCCGGGGACCCCAACGUUGCGAAAUCAGAGAAGAUAGAAAUGUUGCCGUUCAAGCCCGGGACAUUGGCCUCAACCCUUACUAGAUUUUCCGGCGCUCUAGAGUGCUGUGUUGGCCAACCAUGCUAGUCAUGCAUACACAGAUUAGGCUCUUCAAGUUUGCAUGGGCGAGUAGAAAAGUCUAAUUGUGGAUACACAGAAGAAGUGGAUCGAUGAGAAAGGAAGAGAAACAUCCGAGGUUGCAUGUGACGAGCAUUAGAGGGAAGGAAGGAAACUAUGAUUUGCAGCUGCUCUGUACAUGCAUCUUUUUUUGGUUUGUUUAGAAAGUAAUUAAGUAAAAAAAAAAAUGUAGGAUUGGGACAAAGGGAAAAUAAGAGAUGGUCAGAAACGUUUUCUGUUUU